AUGGUUCUCACCCCUGGCUGGCAUGUAUCUCUGAGGUUCAGAGGAUCUCAUUUCUGUGGAGCUGCCAUCCUCACCGACCACUGGCUUCUGACUGCUGCUCACUGCUUUUCUACUUCCACAGAAGAGUUCCUGCGCAGUGUGGAGGCCGUAGUGGGCGAGCAUGACCAGCGAGUGGUGGAUCGUUGGGAGCAGACAUUUGGUGUGAAGAAUGUGAUGCUUCAUGAGCAGUACCAUCAUACUCUUCCUAUGAACUAUGAUAUUGCCCUGCUGGAGCUGAAAGGACACAUCCACUUCAGCGACUUUGCUCAACCUGUAUGUCUUCCUCUUCCUGGUGAGAUCUUCCCACCAAAGACCACUUGCAUUGUUGCUGGAUGGGGACGGAUAAAAGAAAGAGGUCGGAUGGCUUCAGUUCUUCAUGAAGUACAGUUGAACCUGGUGGAUCCAGCCAUCUGCGAGCACAUUCUACAGACCAUCAGACCAGGCCUGCAAAACCUCACAGUGCUGUGUGCUGGACCAGAGAGAGGAGGGAAAGAUGCCUGCCAGGGGGACUCAGGUGGCCCUUUGCUGUGCCCACGGGCUGAUGGACAAUGGGUGGUGGUCGGAAUCACGUCUUGGGGCAAAGGAUGUGGACGCAACUGGAUCAACAACAAGAUGAAACCUCUGAUUGGAAGAAGCUCACCUGCAGUGUUCACUAACAUCCCAGUGUUCAUCAAAUGGUUGCUCCGGAAAGGUUUGCCUCAUCUCUGUUUUAGCAUAAAUGCAGUUGGGAGAAGAUUUUCAAUACAUGUGCAGUUUUUUUUUUAUUAGUUUCCCAUUUGAGUCAUAAUGUUCAUUCAGGAAGAAUAAUCUCCCACAAGUGUACAAGAGGGAGCUCUAAAAGGCAGUGAGGGAAUUAUACGAUACCCGGUUCACCCAGGCCAGAACUACAGUAACAAUGAGGCGUGCUCCUGGUCUAUCAGUGUACCAGGCAGCAAAAGAAUCCUGCUGGAAUUCUUGAAGUUUGACUUGGAGAACCACCCUCUGUGCCAAAGUGACCACCUCACUGUAUUCGCUGGUGAAGGCCUACCUAUAGGCCGAUUUUGUGGCAGCAAGUUCCCUGCACCAGUACUCAUACACUCCAACACCACCACACUUCAAUUCAUGUCUGAUUUCAGCGUCUCAGGCUCAGGCUUCUCCCUCCGCUUCAGAGCCGUCGAAGACAACUACACUUUGGGGACAGCUUUGCCUCCUGAGACCUCCAAACACAACACCAAACUGUGUUUGUAUUGCAUGCAAACUGGCAUUGUCUGCUGGGAGAUGAGUGAGUGUGUGUGCUCUGUGCUCGACCAUGCCUGGAUCCACCAAUGCCUCUCCUUUUGUGUUUGUUCAGGGCCAGGCUGCGGCACAGUGGCACUGUUUCAAUCCCCGGUGGCCAUGCAGAGCCCUGACUACCCACGAUCCUAUGGCGACGACACCCACUGCCGCUGGGUAAUCUAUGUCCCAGAGGGUUAUGUAGUCAAGCUCGACUUCGCUGACUUUGUCUUGGAGGAGUCUGAAGGGUGUCAGUAUGACUCGCUGUCUGUAUUCAGAGACUUUGAAGCCAGAGAACAAAUUGUGGUCUUGUGUGGUCAGAGCAUUCCUCCCCCGGUGUUGAGUUUUGGCAGGGUGAUGGUUGUGCAGUUCAUGACGGAUAGCAGUGUAUCUGCCCGCGGCUUCAGCGCUAAUCUAUCAGUCAUCAGCAAAAAGGGUGAGUGUGUCAACGGAUACAAACAUGCAGAGCUGGUGCUCAUCUUACAGCCAACAACACAACUCACACACCCACACCCACACCAUGUACAUAUUACAAAUACGCUUGUGAAGCAAUCGAUCUACAGUGGCAGGUCAAUUCGUAGUAGAUUGACACACCUCCAAAAUGGAGAGCAUGAAGACCUGGAUGAAGAAGAAAAUGACGACAGCGGCCUCCUCCGUCUGUAG
Ictalurus furcatus (blue catfish) is the source of this 1953-nucleotide messenger RNA. RefSeq names its product ovochymase-2. Lineage: Eukaryota; Metazoa; Chordata; Actinopteri; Siluriformes; Ictaluridae. Gene Ontology annotation, biological process: proteolysis. Gene Ontology annotation, molecular function: serine-type endopeptidase activity. The record is from RefSeq and is a predicted model, not a curated record.